GUCAGAGCGUGAGGCGGAGGAAGCGAGGCGUCGAGCGCACCCCACCACCGGCUGGUCCUCAGUCUCCUCUACGGCUCCACCACCACCACCAUGUCUACCACCGCAGCUCUCGUGUCUUCUGGAUCUUCCUCAUACAUUCCGAGAAUGCUAUGCUGUUUAGCAGUGUUGCUGCAGCUGGUCAUGGUCCAAACAUCCCCAGGUGUCGCCGACCAAGAAAAUUGGUGUUUAGACGAAACGCUUCAAAAAAUUGCACCAGGCCCAGCGAGUUCAAAGUUUGAUCAGUGUCACCAGUGGCAGAAUAGAUCUUGCUGCACGGAAGAGUCUAAACGAAUGAAUGCAUCAAGUCUAGACUUCAAUUUAGAGCACUGUUCACGAAACGGCUCGAUGUCUGACAACUGCAAACGACACUUCGUACUGGAUAGAUGUUUUCGUGAAUGUUCACCAAACGUUCACCCUUGGGCCUUGAUGGAGACGCCAUCGUCGGGACUGGUACGAUACAGGAACGUGCCUCUGUGUGCCAUUGAUUGUGAACUAUGGUUUAAGGCAUGUGCUCACGACCUUACUUGCACAGAUAACUGGACCAAUAACUUCAGGUGGCUGAACAUGACUGAUGGUUGUCCAACUAACAAGAGCUGCUUGACAAAUUACUGCCCCAUUAACUCUACUUGUGAAACCAUUGAAAAAAUCUACAAAACUAGCCGAAACUUCUGCGAAAAGGUCUGGGACAACUACUGGCAGUAUACCGACUCGCCUCAAUGCAUGAGGCUACAGUUCAACAAAUCUGUCAACCCGAAUGAUGCUGUGAGUGUAGCCCACGCACGACUCUCGGCUGGGGCUGCAGAACAUGCCUCCAACCUCCUCUGCUUCACUCUUCAACUGGUUGUUAUUUGGGCACUCUCUAACCAUGUAUUUAUAGUGUUCUCGUAGUGAUUAACAUAUUUUGCACAUAUGAAAAAUGUAAAAAAAACGUAAAAUCUUAAUUAUAAACUUGGUGUUUUGUG
Molecule: messenger RNA, 1001 nt
Organism: Procambarus clarkii (red swamp crayfish)
Lineage: Eukaryota; Metazoa; Arthropoda; Malacostraca; Decapoda; Cambaridae
Product: folate receptor alpha
Cellular component (GO): external side of plasma membrane
Molecular function (GO): signaling receptor activity
Source: RefSeq, a predicted model, not a curated record